AUGAAAAUCAUCAUUGUCGGUGCUGGUAUCAGUGGCUGCUCAACCUACCUCUCUCUCCAGAAGCAUCUUCCCCCACCACCGGGAACUGGAAAGCGACAUGCCUACACCAUCUAUGAGGCAUAUGAUACAGCCCGGGACACAACCUUCCGUGAAAGACCAACCUCCGUCACUGGUGAAGGAAUCACCCGAUCCGCAACUCUAGUUGUGGGCGGCGGACUAGGUCUCGGACCCAAUGGCCUGAACGUCCUGCGACGACUGGAUGAAUCCCUACUACGGGACGUCGUACGCGGUGGAUAUCCCUACUCGGAGUUCCACCUCAAAAAUGCCUAUGGAUGGACAUUAAUGAAGGUGCAGGCAACAGCGCAGGUAGAUGGACACGUGAUGAACUCGGUGGCCAUGAGUCGCCAUUCCAUCUGGCAAUGUCUGCGAGAUCGGAUCCCAGAUGAUGUGAUCGUGAACAAGAAGAUUGCGAACGUGAUCCCACAUGGGAGUUCUACAGGAAAACAUAUGGUGACUUUCAUAGAUGGAAGUGAGCCUGUGGAGGCCGAUUUGGUGAUAGGCGCUGAUGGUCUCAAGUCGACCGUGAAACGGGCUCUUUUUGAUGUUGAGGACUCACAAGAUGAUCCAUAUCCUCCGAAAUACGAAGGUCUUGUCGGAGUAGGUGGCUUCACCUCUGUGACAGAGAGUCUCCGACGUAACAUUCCAAAUGGCACAAUGACAAUCACACACGGUGGAUCCGGUAUGUUCGGAUAUGUCUACUCAUCCAGCUCCCAGGCAGAUGAGCACCGGGCCUCAGCGGACCACAUUUCAUCACCUGGCAAUACGGUCACCUGGUGGUCAACAUAUGGGAUGAAAGAGUGCCCGGAUCCUAAAAUUGUGGAUCGUAUGGCCAUCACAGAAGAUCUGCGGCAACGACAUGCGAAUUGGAGUGACCCUGUCAUUCAGGAAAUCAUUCGAUCAGUCAAUGUAGAGACCAUGUACCCGACGUGGACGACGCCAGAGUUGCCGAUCUGGGAUCGGGAUGGCAUCGUGCUACUAGGUGAUGCAGCCCAUGCAUUGCCACCAACCUCGGGGCAGGGCUCGGCACAGGCGUUGGAAGAUUCAGAAUCAUUCCCAAUGAUCCUGGGUCAUUACCUCAAGCGGGUAUAUGGGUAUGAGGAAGUUCGAGAUCCUCCAUCUGCAGAGCUCAGCGAGAAGGAUGCUAUACAGCUUGCUGCAAAGAAACAUACAAUUAUACGGUAUCCGCGCGUCAAGACUCUUCUGGACGAGGCUCAACAGCGUCAGCAGAAAAAGCAACAGAAGAACUUCGUGGAAGAAUUUAUGAUGUAUCUGAUUUUGUGGUUGGUUGAGUGCUCAGGUCUUUUUUCUUCGGCAAACCCGGCCAAGGAUGUGCUAGAAUACAACAUUGCAGAUGAAGUGCAAAAAAUGCUUGCGGAGGACACUUAA
Messenger RNA from Penicillium odoratum, 1446 nucleotides. RefSeq lists its product as uncharacterized. The record is from RefSeq and is a predicted model, not a curated record. The transcript is spliced from 3 exons. Gene Ontology annotation, molecular function: FAD binding; monooxygenase activity. Bases 1 to 1446 code for a protein of 481 amino acids. NCBI's taxonomy places the organism in Eukaryota, Fungi, Ascomycota, Eurotiomycetes, Eurotiales, Aspergillaceae.